Corvus hawaiiensis (hawaiian crow) is the source of this 15140-nucleotide messenger RNA. RefSeq names its product FAT atypical cadherin 1 (gene FAT1). Gene Ontology annotation, molecular function: calcium ion binding; cadherin binding. The record is from RefSeq and is a predicted model, not a curated record. The transcript has 30 exons. Gene Ontology annotation, cellular component: catenin complex; plasma membrane. Bases 111 to 14048 code for a protein of 4645 amino acids. Lineage: Eukaryota; Metazoa; Chordata; Aves; Passeriformes; Corvidae. Gene Ontology annotation, biological process: homophilic cell-cell adhesion.
ACAAAAAAGAAAGCGGGGGGAGGAAGCGUGCGGAGAUGAACUGAGCUGGAGCGGACUUUGUGAGAAGAGUGCCGAGUCCAGCUGGUCUGGGUUUCUUUGUAAUUGCUGCCAUGGGAAGAUACUUGACUAUGCUGUUGCUGCUGAUGCUGCUGGUGCAGCAUUUUGGAAACUGUGAAGGAAAUCAAAGGCCACAUCAUGCUCCAUCAAUGCAAUUUACACAAGUACAAUAUAAUGCCACUGUGUAUGAGAACUCUGCAGCCAAGACUUACGUUGGGCAUCCAGUGAAAAUGGGCAUUUACAUUACAAAUCCACUGUGGGACUUAAGAUACAAAAUCAUUUCUGGUGACAGUGAGAACUUGUUCAAAGCUGAAGAGUAUGUUCUUGGAAACUUUUGCUUUUUGAGAAUACGGACCAAGGGAGGAAACACAGCUAUCCUUAACAGAGAGGUGAAAGACCAUUAUAUGCUAACCGUUAAAGCAGUUGAAAAAAAUACAAAUGCUGAAACGCGCACGAAGGUCAGGAUACAGGUUCUGGAUAUAAAUGACUUGCGGCCUUUGUUUUCGCCAACAUCUUACAGUGUUUCUUUGCCUGAAAACACAGCAAUAAGGACCAGCAUCGCAAGAGUCAGUGCAACAGAUGCAGAUAUAGGAACAAAUGGAGAGUUCUACUAUAGCUUUAAAGAAAGAACAGAUGUGUUUGCUAUACAUCCAACUAGUGGAGUGGUAGUUCUAACUGGUAGGCUUGACUACUCGGACACUAAGCAUUAUGAGAUGGAAAUUCUUGCAGUGGACCGUGGGCUGAAGCUGUAUGGUAGCAGUGGCAUAAGCAGUAUGGCAAAACUAACUGUUCAUGUAGAGCAAGCGAAUGAACAUGCCCCUGUUAUUACAGCUGUUCCAUUGACUCCAUCAGAAUCAGACACAGAUCCAACGUAUGCAGUUGUAACUGUAGAGGACAAUGACCAGGGUUCAAAUGGGGAAAUAGCAUCAUUAAAUAUUGUUGCAGGAGAUGCACUUCAACAGUUCAAAACAGUGAGGUCUGUUCCAGGUGGCAGAGAAUACAGAAUAAAAGCCAUUGGUCCAGUCGACUGGGAGAGUCACCCUUUUGGAUACAACCUUACCCUGCAAGCUAAAGAUAAAGGGAAUCCCCCACAAUUUUCUUCUGUAAAAGUUGUUCAUGUGACAUCACCACAGUUUAAGUCUGGUCCUGUCAGAUUUGAAAAAGAUAUAUAUAGAGCUGAAGUAAGUGAAUUUGCCCCUCCAAACACACCUGUGAUAAUGGUGAAAGCUGUACCUAGUUACCCACAUUUAAAAUAUGUAUUUAAAAACACACCAGGAAAAGUAAAAUUCAAUUUAAACCCUCACACUGGUCUUAUUACCACGUUAGAACCCAUAAAAGCACAGUAUGCAUCCCAUUUUGAACUUGAAGUUGUGACAAGUGACAGAAGAGCUUCUGCAAAAGUAUUAAUUAAGGUACUGGGCAUGAAUAGCAAUCCUCCUGAAUUUACUCAGACAUCCUAUAAAGCCUCCUUUGAUGAAAAUGUGCCAAUAGGUACAAGUGUCAUGACAGUAAGUGCAAAAGACCCUGAUGAAGGGGAAAAUGGUUAUGUGACCUACAGCAUUGCAAACCUAAAUCCUUUGCCAUUUGUGAUUAACCAUUUCAGUGGGAUUAUUAGUACCUCAGAAGACUUGGAUUAUGAAUUGAUGCCAAGGGUUUACAAUUUAAGGAUUCGAGCCUCUGAUUGGGGUAUACCAUAUCGUCGAGAAGUUGAAGUUCCUGUUACUAUUACUUUAAAUAACUUGAAUGACAAUAUACCUCUGUUUGAGAAAAUAAAUUGUGAGGGAAUAAUCCCCAGGGAUCUUGGUGUUGGAGAACAAAUAACAACUGUAUCUGCUAUUGAUGCUGAUGAGCUCCAGUUGGUAAGAUACCAAAUUGAAUCUGGAAAUGAACUGGAUUUAUUUAGCCUAAACCCAAAUUCUGGAGUCCUUUCUCUCAAACAGUCACUAAUAGAUGGCGUAGGUGCUAAAAUGUCUUUUUACAGUUUGAAAAUUACAGCUACAGAUGGAGAGAACUUUGCAAAACCAUUGUAUAUCAACAUAACUGUAGCUAACAGUCGCAAACCAGUCAACUUGCCAUGUGAAGAAACUGGUGUUGCCAAAAUGCUUGCAGAGAAACUCUUACAAGCAAAUAAGUUGCACAAUCGUGGAGAAGUUGAGGAUGUUUUCUUUGAUACUCACUCUAUGAAUCUGCAUGCACCUCAGUUUAGAAGUACUCUCCCCAGUAGCAUUGAGAUAAAAGAAGACCAACCUGUGGGCUCCAGCGUAAUAUCCAUGAAUGCUACUGAUGUUGAUACUGGCUUCAAUGGAAAGCUGGUGUAUGUUAUUUCUGCAGGUAAUGAAGACAGUAGUUUCAUUGUUGAUAUGGAAAGUGGAGUGCUGAAAAUUUUAUCUCCCCUUGACCGAGAACUAAAAGAUAAAUAUACCCUCAAUAUCACUGUCUAUGAUCUUGGAAUACCACAGAAGUCUGCCUGGGCCCUUUUAGAUAUAAAAAUUUUGGAUGCUAAUGACAACCCACCAGAGUUCCUCCAGGACAGUUAUUUUGUUGAAGUAAGUGAAAACAAAGAGCCCAACAGUGAAAUAAUUCAAAUUGGAGCUACUGAUAAAGAUUUGGGGGCUAAUGGAGAAGUCAAAUACUCUCUUCUUACAGAUACAGACAAGUUUACUAUUAAUUCUGUGACAGGAGUUGUGAAAGUUGUAGGGGUCCUGGAUCGGGAGGAACAGCAUGUCUAUUUGUUGAAAAUUGAGGCUAGGGACCAACCUACUGAAGAGCCUCAAUUAUUUUCAAUGGUUAUUUUGAAAGUGGCUGUAGAAGAUGUCAAUGACAAUCCUCCCAAGUUUAUUCCUUCUAAUUAUCAUGUGAAAAUUCGAGAAGAUCUUCCUGAGGGAACUAUUAUUACGUGGUUAGAAGCCUAUGAUCCUGAUUUAGGCCAGUCAAGUCAAGUGCGGUACAGUCUUUUGGACAGUGGAGAUGGCACCUUUGACGUUGACAAACUAAGUGGAGCAAUACGUAUCGUACAAAGACUAGAUUAUGAAAAGAAACAGCUUUAUAACUUGACUGUGCGGGCCAAGGACAAAGGAAAACCCAUUUCAUUGUCCUCUACGUGUUACGUUGAGGUUGAGAUAGUUGAUGUGAAUGAAAACUUGCACCCCCCACGGUUCUCCAUAUUCGUAGAUAAAGGCUUUAUAAAAGAAGAUGCUCCUGUUGGCUCCUCAGUAAUGACAGUAUCUGCUUAUGAUGAAGAUGCGGGACGAGAUGGGGAGAUCAGAUAUUCCAUCAGAGAUGGAUCGGGUAUAGGAGUUUUUCGAAUAGACGAAGAAAAAGGUGUUAUUGAGACUGCAGAUCACCUGGAUCGUGAGACUACUUCACAUUACUGGCUUACUGUUUAUGCAACAGACCAGGGCAUUGUGCCUUUAUCAUCUUUCAUUGAAAUCUACAUAGAAGUUGGGGAUGUUAAUGAUAAUGCUCCUCAGACCACAGAACCAGUUUAUUACCCAGAGGUCAUGGAAAACUCGCCUAAAGAUGUAUCUGUCGUUCAGAUUGAGGCAUUUGAUCCAGAUUCGAGCUCAAGUGAAAAAUUAACCUACAAGAUAACAAGUGGAAAUCCGCAGGGAUUCUUCUCAAUAAACCCCAAAACUGGGCUAAUUACAACCACAUCCAGAAAACUAGAUCGAGAGCAGCAGGGAGAGCACAUACUGGAGGUAACAGUAACAGACAACGGUACUCCUGCAAAAUCAACAGUUGCAUGGGUGAUUGUGAAGGUCUUAGAUGAGAAUGAUAACAAGCCUCAAUUCUUGCAAAAAUUCUACAAAAUUCGGCUUCCAGAGCGUGGUAAGCCAGAGCGAGAGAGAACUGCUAGGAGAGAGCCAAUCUAUCGAGUUAUUGCUGCAGAUAAAGAUGAAGGCCCCAAUGCAGAGAUCUCCUACAGCAUUGAAGAUGGUGAUGAACAUGGCAAAUUCUUUAUUGAACCAAAAACUGGAGUGGUUUCAUCAAAGAAAUUUUCUGCAGCAAGGGACUACGAUAUCCUUUCAAUUAAAGCUGUAGAUAAUGGUCGUCCACAAAAAUCUUCAACUACACGGCUUUACAUAGAAUGGAUUCCAAAGCCCGUCCCACCCACAGAGCCUAUUUAUUUUGAGGAAUCAUUUUUUUCUUUUACGGUGAUGGAAAGUGACCCGGUUGCUCACAUGAUUGGUGUAAUAGCUGUUGAACCUCUUGGAACACCACUUUGGUUUGACAUAACGGGAGACAAGCUUGCUAGUGAAGUAUUUUACAUCUUACAGAUGGCUUGUGACCUGAACUGUACAGCAGAAGGUGGCAACUAUGACAGUCGAUUUGAUGUGGACAAGGGCACAGGAACUAUCAUUGUUGCAAGACCUCUUGAUGCAGAACAGAAAUCAAAUUACAACUUGACAGUAGAAGCAACAGAUGGAACCAGAUCUAUCAGCACUCAGGUGUACAUCAAAGUUAUAGACACAAAUAAUCACAGGCCUCAGUUUUCUGCUUCAAGAUAUGAAGUUGUUAUACCUGAGGAUACCUUACCAGAGACAGAAAUUCUGCAAGUCAGUGCCACAGACAGAGAUGAGAAGAAUAAACUGAUUUAUACUAUUCAGGGCAGCACUGAUCCCAUCAGUCUUAAAAAAUUUCGUCUGGACCCUGCAACUGGCUCCCUUUAUACUUCAGAAAAACUGGAUCAUGAGACCAUGAACCAGCAUAUUCUCACAAUAAUGGUUCGAGAUCAGUAUGUUCCUGUAAAGCGCAACUAUGCCAGAAUCGUCAUUAAUGUCAGUGACACAAACGAUCAUGCUCCGUGGUUCACCAGCCCUUCCUAUGAAGGACGAGUGUAUGAGUCAGCAGCUGUUGGAUCAGCAGUACUUCAGGUUACAGCAUUAGAUAAGGACAAAGGAAAAAAUGCAGAAAUUAUGUACUCUAUUGAAUCAGGGAAUAUUGGAAAUUCCUUCCUUAUUGAUCCCAUUUUGGGUAUGAUUAAAAUUGCAAAGGAAUUAGAUCGUAGUAACCAGGAAGAAUAUAACCUGAUGGUAAAAGCUACAGAUAAAGGACAUCCUCCAAUGAGUGAAGUGACCUCUGUGCACAUAUUUGUUACGGUUUCUGAUAAUGCCUCACCAAAAUUCACAGCCAAGGAAUAUUCUGCAGAAAUCAGUGAAAGUGCCAGCAUUGGCAGUUUUGUUGGAAUGGUUGCAGCAUACAGUCAGUCUUCUGUAGUUUAUGAAAUAAAAGAUGGUAAUACAGAUGGCGCCUUUGCUAUCAACCCGAACUCAGGUGUCAUCGUUACUCAGAAGAUACUUGAUUUUGAAACUUUGCCUUUUUAUAUUCUAACUGUACAAGGAACAAACAUGGCUGGCUUGUCCAGUAAUGCAACAGUUUUGGUACAUCUUCGGGAUGAGAAUGACAAUGUACCAAUUUUUAUGCAGGCUGAAUAUACAGGACUCAUCAGUGAAUCAGCUUCAAUUAACAGUGUGGUUCUGACUGACAAGAAUAUCCCAUUAGUAAUUCGAGCUACAGAUGCUGAUAAAGAAUCUAAUGCUUUGCUUGUUUAUCAAAUUGUUGAACCAUCUGUCCGCCAGUAUUUUGCCAUUGAUUCUAGCACUGGUGCCAUUCGGACAGUAAUGAGUUUGGACUACGAGGAGACAAAUAUUUUCCACUUUUCAGUGCAAGUACAUGAUACGGGGAUACCACGUCUAUAUGCAGAAUAUGCAGCUAAUGUUACUAUUUAUGUGAUUGACAUCAAUGAUUGCCCUCCUGUGUUUUCAAGAGAGCUAUAUGAGACAUCCAUUCUGGUUCCAACUUAUAAAGGCGUGAAAGUCAUCAGCGUAAAUGCCACUGAUGCAGAUUCAGGCAUUUUUUCCCAAUUAAUUUAUUCUAUUAUUGAAGGCAACAUUGGAGAAAAAUUUUCAAUAAACCCUAAGACUGGAGAUAUAACAGUACAAAACACAACUCAGUUAAGAAGUAGAUAUGAAUUAACAGUGAGAGCAUCUGAUGGCAGAUUUGCAAGCACUGCAUCUGUAAAAAUUAAUGUGAAGGAAAGCAAAACAAGCCAGCUGAAGUUCACACAGAGUUCUUACUCUGCAACAGUGCAGGAGAAUUCCACAGAGGCAAAAACAAUAGCUGUUGUUACUGCUAUAGGGAAUCAAAUAAAUAAGCCUUUGUUUUACCAUAUUCUAAAUCCAGACAGCAAAUUUAAAAUAAGCCAAACUUCAGGAGUCCUCUCAACAACGGGAAUACCAUUUGAUCGUGAACAGCAAGAAUCUUUUGAUGUGGUCGUAGAAGUGACAGAGGAAAAUAAACCAUCAGUUGUUGCACACAUUGUAGUUAAAGUCACAGUGGAAGAUGUAAAUGAUAACGCUCCAUUUUUUGUCAAUCUUCCAUAUUAUGCUGUUGUUAAAGUAGACUCUGAAGCAGGUCAUGUUAUUCAGCGUGUGACAGCAGUAGAUAAAGAUACGGGCAAAAACGGAGAGGUGCAUUACUAUCUCAAAGAACAUAAUGAACAUUUCCAAAUUGAUCCCACUGGUGAAAUCUCCCUGAAGAAGAAGUUCGAACCAGACACACUAAAUAAGGAGUAUCUGAUCACAGUAGUGGCAAAAGAUGGAGGAGAUCCUGCAUUUUCAGCUGAAGUUACAGUCCCAGUUUCAGUUAUGAGUAAAGCUAUGCCAGUGUUCGAAAAGCCUUUCUACAGUGCAGAGAUACCAGAAAACAUUCAGCUUCAUAGUCCUGUGGUACAUGUACAAGCAAACAGCCCUGAAGGACUCAAGGUGUUUUACAGCAUCACAGGUGGAGAUCCUUUCAGUCAGUUCACUAUCAACUUCAACACUGGAGUUAUAAAUGUUGUUGCCCCUCUUGACUUUGAGUCUCACCCAGCCUAUAAACUGAGUGUUCGAGCAACUGACUCCCUAAAUGGGGCACAUGCUGAUGUGUUUGUAGACAUAAUAGUGGAAGACAUCAAUGAUAAUCCUCCUGUAUUUACAGAGCAGUCUUACAUUGCAACACUUUCUGAAGCAUCUGUCAUUGGAACAUCUGUUGCACAAGUGAGCGCUACAGAUGCUGAUUCUGGAACCAACAGGGGAAUUUCCUAUCACUUGGUUGAGGAUAAUAGUGAAAGUCAUGACUACUUUCACAUAGAUAGCAGCACUGGGCUCAUUCUUACAGCAAGAACUUUGGACUAUGAACAAAUUAAACAACACAAGUUACUAAUAAGGGCCAUAGAUGGUGGCAUGCUGCCCUUGAGCAGUGAUACCAUUGUAACUGUUGAUGUAACUGAUCUCAAUGAUAACCCCCCUCUUUUUAGCCAAUUGCUUUAUGAAGCUAAAAUUAGUGAACUGGCUCCUCGAGGACAUUUUGUGACACGUGUGCAAGCUUCAGAUGCAGAUAGUUCAGAUGUUGACAAGCUGGAGUACUCCAUUCUGACAGGCAAUGAUCAGAAGAAUUUUGUGAUUAACAGUAAAACUGGUAUUAUCACCAUCUCAAACCUACGCAGGCAGACACUGAAGUCACAUUAUAAUCUUAACGUGUCGGUUUCUGAUGGGGUCUUCAGAAGCUCAGCCCAAGUCCAUAUAACUGUAAUCAGUGCCAAUAUGCAUAGUCCUGUUUUCAGCCAGAAUAAGUAUGAGGUUGAACUAGCUGAAAAUGCUCCAUUGCAUACUUUGGUGACAGAAGUUAAAGCAACAGAUGAAGACUCUGGUACAUAUGGCCACAUCACUUACCACAUUGUGAAUGACUUUGCCAAAGACAGAUUUUAUACAAAUGAGAGAGGGCAGAUAUUUACCUCUGAAAAGCUUGACCGUGAAACACAAGCAGAAAAAGUAAUUGCCAUUAAUUUAAUGGCCAAAGAUUCAGGAGGGAAAGUUGCUUUCUGUACUUUUAAUGUAAUACUUACAGAUGACAAUGAUAAUGCUCCUCAAUUCCGAGCAACAGAGUAUGAAGUAAAUAUUGGGUCUGAUGUUCCACGGGGUACUUCUGUUGUUAAAAUCUGGGCAUCUGAUGCUGAUGAAGGUACAAAUGCAGACAUCACAUACGCUAUUGAAGCAGAGUCUGAAAAUGUAGAAGAGAACUUAGAAAUUGAUUCAUUGUCUGGUAUAAUUACAACAAAAGAAAGCUUAAUUGGUUUGGAAAAUGAGUUUCUUACUUUCCUUGUUAGAGCAAUUGAUGGUGGAUCGCCCCAAAAAGAGUCAGUUGUUCCUGUCUAUGCUAGAAUACUCCCACCUGAAGUGCUUCCUCCAAAAUUUUCAGAACCAUUUUAUUCUUACACGGUUUCUGAGGACAUUCCAAUUGGAACUGUGAUAGAUGUUAUCAAAGCAGAGCAUAAUCAGACUUUGGUAUAUAGUCUGAUUAAAGGGAACACUCCUGAAAGCAACAGAGAUGACUUUUUUGUGAUUGACCGACAGACUGGAGAGUUGAAACUUGAGAAGAAUCUUGAUCAUGAAACAACUAAGUGGUACCAGUUCUCUGUUCGAGCACAGUUUGCAAAUGAAGAUUAUAAUGUUGUUUCCUCAGUAGAGGUAAGCAUUCAAGUAAAAGAUGCAAAUGAUAACAAACCCAUUUUGGAGUCCAACCCAUAUGAAGCAUUCAUCGUAGAAAACACACCAGCUGGAACAAGAGUCAUACAGGUUAAAGGAACUGACUUAGAUUCAGGGCUCAAUGGGCAGGUUACUUACAGCUUGGAUCCUUCUCAAGAGCUAGACAUAAUAGAGUCUUUUGCCAUAAACAUGGAAAAUGGCUGGAUUACCACUCUCAACGAACUCGAUCAUGAGAAACGAGACAAAUACAAAAUCACAGUGAUUGCAUCUGACCGGGGUGAAAAAAUUCAACUGUCUUCUAUGGCUGUGGUUGAAGUUACUGUCACAGAUGUGAAUGACAAUCCUCCACGGUUUACUGCAGAGAUAUAUAAAGGAACAGUCAGUGAGGAUGACCCUCCUGGUGGGGUAAUUGCUAUCCUGAGUACAACGGAUGCUGAUACAGAAGAAACCAAUAGACAAGUCUUUUAUUACAUUACAGGAGGUGAUCCUUUGGGACAGUUUGCUAUUGAAAAUAUACAGAAUGAAUGGAAGGUCUAUGUCAAAAAGCCUCUGGACAGGGAAGAAAAGGAUCAUUAUCUUCUAAAUAUUACAGCUACUGAUGGGACCUUUGCAGCUAAAGCUGUGGUGGAGGUUAAAGUCCUUGAUGCUAAUGAUAAUAGCCCUGUUUGUGAAAAGACUUUAUAUGCUGAUUCCGUUCCUGAAGAUGCCCUUCCUGGCAAACUGAUAAUGCAGGUGUCUGCUACAGAUGCAGAUAUUCGUUCCAAUGCAGAAAUUACUUACACACUGCAUGGCACAGGAGCAGAAAAAUUCAGACUCACUCCAGACACAGGUGAACUGAAAACAUUAAUGGCACUUGAUCGUGAGCAGCAAGCAGUUUAUCAUCUGCUAGUGAAAGCCACAGAUGGAGGAGGAAGAUUCUGCCAAGCUAACAUUAUCCUGACUCUAGAAGAUGUGAAUGAUAAUGCCCCAGAGUUCACAACGGAUACUUACUCCAUUACAGUAUUUGAAAACACAGAGCCUAAAACCCUUUUGACAAGAGUGCAGGCAACAGACGCAGAUGCAGGCUUGAACCGCAAAAUCCAUUAUUCACUGGUGAACUCUGCAGAGGGGCAGUUCUCUAUUGAUGAAUUCUCUGGAAUCAUUCAUUUGGAGAAGUCUUUGGAUCGGGAAUUACAGGCUGUGUACAUGUUAACUUUGAAGGCUACAGAUGAAGGUUUACCUAGAAGACUGUCUUCAACAAGUAGUCUUAUAAUUUCUGUUUUGGAUAUUAAUGAUAAUCCACCCGUAUUUGAGCAUAGAGAGUAUAGUGCAAGUGUAUCAGAGGACAUUUUGGUUGGAACUGAAGUUCUCCAGAUCUAUGCUGCAAGCAGAGACAUUGAAGCCAAUGCUGAAAUCACAUACUCAAUAGUCAGUGGGAAUGAACACGGAAAAUUCAGCAUCAAUUCAACAACAGGAGCCAUUUUUAUCAUUGAGAGUUUGGAUUAUGAAAGUUCUCACGAGUACUACUUGACAGUGGAAGCCACAGAUGGAGGCACACCUUCAUUAAGUGAUGUUGUAACAGUGAAUAUUAAUGUCACGGAUAUCAAUGACAAUUCUCCAGUGUUUAGCCAAGACACUUACACUGCAGUAAUCAGUGAAGAUGCUAUGCUUGAACAAUCAGUUAUUACAGUUAUGGCAGAUGAUGCUGAUGGACCUUCCAACAACCGCAUUCACUACACAAUUACAGAUGGCAAUCAAGGAAAUCCUUUUACAAUUGACCCUACCAGGGGUGAAAUAAAAGUGACUAAGCUUCUAGACAGAGAAAAGAUUUCAGGAUAUACCUUGACAGUUCAAGCUUCAGAUAAUGGAAACCCACCUAAGUUUAACACAACUACAGUUAACAUUGAUGUUUCUGAUGUAAAUGAUAAUCCUCCAGUGUUCUCAAAAGGAAACUAUAGUGUUAUCAUCCAGGAAAAUAAGCCUAUUGGAAUUAGUGUGCUGCAGCUAGUGGUGACAGACAAGGAUUCUUCUCACAACGGCCCUCCUUUUCUCUUCACCAUCCUGAGUGGAAACGAAGAGAGCACUUUUCAGAUUACCCAGCAGGGAGUUCUGACCACAAGUGCUGCACUGAAUCGCAAAGUGAGAGAUCACUAUUUGCUUCAUGUUAAGGUGGCAGAUAAUGGAAAACCACCGUUGUCAUCUUUGACUUACAUUGAUAUUAGAGUUAUUGAGGAAAGCAUUUAUUCUCCAGCAAUACUGCCUCUGGAAAUCUUUAUCACAGCCUUUGGGGAAGAAUAUUCAGGUGGUGUCAUUGGAAAAAUUCAUGCAACCGAUCAAGAUGUUUAUGAUACCUUGACAUACAGUCUGGACCCCAAAAUGGAAUCCUUGUUCUCCGUUUCCAGUACUGGUGGCAAACUAAUAGCACAUAAAAGGUUAGAUGUAGGACAGUACCUCCUAAAUGUCACUGUUACAGAUGGAAAAUUUACAACUGCAGCUGAUAUUACUGUACACAUCAGACAAAUCACACAAGAUGUAUUAAAUCACAGUAUCGCAAUACGCUUUGCAAACCUGUCCCCUGAAGAAUUCAUUGGUGAUUACUGGCGCAAUUUCCAGAGAGCAUUAAGAAACAUCUUGGGCGUGAGGAGAAAUGACAUCCAGAUUGUUAGUUUGCAGCCUUCUGAUCCUCCUUCUAAUCUGGAUGUCCUCCUGAAUAUUGAAAAGUCUGGUAGCUCUCACCACCCAAUGAGAAUUUUGCUCCACAAGAUAAACUCUUCUGUGCCUGACCUGGAGGAGAUUUUGGGUGUCCGGAUAAUUGAUGUGUUUCAUAAGCUCUGCGCAGGCCUAGAUUGUCCUUUGAAAUUUUGUGAAGAAAAAGUAACAGUGGAUGAGAACAUCAUGUCAACCCACAGCACAGCCAGGUUGAGUUUUGUCACUCCCCGUCAUCACAGAACAGCAGUUUGUCUUUGUGAAGAAGGGAAAUGCCCCCUGGUGAACAGUGUGUGUGAAGGAAACCCAUGUCCUGAAGGUACUGAAUGUUUAGGAGAUCCAAAGGAAGGAAAAUACACCUGUGUUUGCCCAGACAGCAAAGCUGGACAAUGUCCCGCAUCAGCUGGCUCUGCUGUGACAUUUACUGGGAGCAGCUAUGUGAAAUAUCGUCUCAUGGAAAAUGAGAACAAAGAGGAAAUGAAGCUGACAAUGAGACUUAGAACUUACUCUGCUCAUGCAGUUGUUAUGUAUGCUCGAGGAACAGACUACAGUAUCUUAGAGAUCCAUCAUGGAAGACUGCAGUAUAAAUUUGAUUGUGGCAGUGGACCUGGGAUUGUCUCUGUUCAGAGCACUCAGAUAAAUGAUGGCCAGUGGCAUUCCGUAUCUCUUGAAGUGGAUGGAAACUAUGCACGACUUGUUCUGGACAGGGUACAUACUGCAUCUGGUACUGCUCCUGGUACUCUUAGAACACUAAAUCUAGACAAUCAUGUGUUUUUUGGUGGUCAUAUUCGUCAGCAAGGUACAAGACAUGGUAGAAGUCCUCAGGUUAGCAAUGGUUUCAGAGGCUGUAUGGAUUCUAUUGUACUAAAUGGACAAGAGCUGCCCCUAAACAGCAAGCCACGAAAUUAUGCACACAUGGAAGAAUCUGUAGAUGUCACUCCUGGAUGCUUACUGACUGCCACAGAUGGCUGUUCAAGCAGCCCGUGUCAGAAUGGAGGCAUCUGCAAUGCACUGUCAAAUGGAGGCUACUACUGCAAGUGUGCACCUUUGUUUAUGGGAACUCACUGCGAUGUAAGUGUCAACCCAUGUGCUUCCAACCCCUGCCUUUAUGGUGGGACUUGCAUUCCAGUCAGUGAUGAUUUUAUCUGCCAGUGCCGAGGACAAUACACAGGUCAAAGAUGCCAGCUGGGUCCAUAUUGCAAAGACAAUCCUUGCAAAAACAGUGGCAAGUGUAUUGACAGUUUGGAUGGACCUGUUUGUGAGUGCGAAGCAGGCUUUCAUGGAGAAAGGUGCCUGACUGAUGUCGAUGAAUGCAUAGAAAACCCAUGUCUCAAUGGUGCCCUUUGUGAGAAUACUUACGGUUCAUAUCACUGCAACUGUAGUCGUGGAUUUGGAGGCAAACACUGCACAGACAUUGUUCUUAAUAAAUAUGUUUCAACAUCUUGGAACAUUAGCUUAGCUGAAGUGAUUGGGAUUAUUGUUUUCAUCGCAGGAAUCUUCUUGCUAGUUGUGAUUUUUGUCGUUUGCCGCAAAGUGGUUGGUAGAAAGAAGAAGCACCAGCAAGAACCUGAAGACAAGCAGCUGGGAGCUACAACAGCCUUCUUGCAAAGACCAUAUUUUGAUGCAAAAUUGAAUAAGAACAUUUAUUCUGACAUCCCACCACAGGUUCCUGUUCGUCCCAUUUCAUACACUCCAAGCAUUCCAAGUGACUCCAGGAACAAUCUUGACAGGAAUUCUUUCGAAGGGUCUGCUAUCCCUGAGCACCCCGAGUUUAGUACUUUUAACCCAGAUUCUGUACAUGGCCACCGGAAAGCUGUAGCUGUUUGCAGUGUUGCACCAAAUUUGCCACCUCCACCUCCCUCCAACUCACCUUCAGACAGUGAUUCAAUACAGAAACCCAGCUGGGAUUUUGACUAUGACACUAAAGUAGUAGAUCUUGACCCCUGCCUUUCUAAGAAGCCUCUGGAUGAAAAGAACUCCCAUCCUUACAGUGCUAGAGAAAGCAUGUCUGAGGUCCAGUCUCUCAGCUCCUUCCAGUCUGAAUCAUGUGAUGACAAUGCUUCCAUAGUGACUGUAAUACACCUUGUCAAUGCUGUUGUUGACUCGGUGGAAAAAGAAGAAUCUUUUGCUGUUCCUGACCUCAGCAAUUCAAGAGGUUAUCACUGGGAUACAUCAGAUUGGAUGCCAAGUGUUCAGUUGCCAGGUAUCCAAGAGUAUCCAAAUUACGAAGUGGUUGAGGAGUCAGCUCCCCUCUACACAGAUCCAAAUGCCAUCGAUACAGACUAUUACCCUGGUGGUUAUGACAUAGAAAGUGAUUUUCCACCUCCACCUGAUGACUUCCCUGCACCUGAUGAGCUUCCACCGUUACCACCUGAAUACAGCGACCAGUUUGAGUCAAUACAGCCACCCAGAGACAUGCCAGCCGUAGGUAGUUUGGGUUCUUCUACAAGGAGCAGGCAGAGAUUUAACCUUAAUCAGUACCUUCCCCAUCACUACCCUGCAGACAUGUCAGAACCUCAGACUACACCCAGUGGUGGCAGCAGCAGCUACAGAGAACCGUACGCUCCAUACUCACUGGGGUUCAAUCAAGACUUUGAAGCACCCACUGUAGACAACAUGUCCAUGUCUGUGUAUGCUUCCACAGCCUCCUGCUCAGAUGUGUCAGCAUGCUGUGAAAUGGAGUCUGAAGUCAUGAUGAGUGACUAUGAGAGUGGAGACGAUGGUCACUUUGAAGAUGUGAAAAUUCCUCCACUUGAUUCCCAGCAACAUACAGAAGUCUGACACACUCAACAAAAGUGCCUGGACUCUAACAAACUUUAUCAAAUCUAGAACAAUUUUCAAGAGCUUUUUUAUUUUUUCUUCUUUUUUUUUCCAGCCACAGUGAAUGCUUUUGUUUCAGUGAGCUAAACUGGCAUGGCAGCAUUGGAUCAUGCAGUUCAUUUCACUAGAUGAACCUCUUUCCAUUUCCUGACCUACUAUAUUUGGAAAGUUCCAAGAUUUCCAUUGGCUGUGCCAUUUCUGAACAUCUUUUAUGUACUUACAUUGUUCUGUGUUUAAGAAAAAUCACAUACCACUUUUCCAUGUUAGCAUGAUGCAUAUAUUUAUAUAGUUCUAAUGCAAUUAAUUUUCUCCUACUUUUUGUAAAUUUUGUGUACAGUUUUGAUUUUAAUAGUUUUAACUAGAUUUUGUAGAUAUUUUGUGAAUUUGUUUUCCACUGAAACUAGUGGUGUUAGUGUGCCAUUAAAAAUGAGCACCCUGACUUACUACAGUCAGGGCAUCACUGUAUGUAUUCCCCUGAAAACUAAGGUUUGACAUUUCAUUGUAAAACAUUCAACGUAUUUACAAAAUUUCAAUUUUACAUACAUUAGGUCUGAUAUUUUUCUGGGUCAGCUAUAUGGAAAUGUCUUAAAUGGGUUGCUGUAUUUUAGAACUGUAAACAUUUUUUUUCCCUUCUUGGAAAGUGUGUUGGGGACCCUCUGCAUACCAGUUUAGAACCAAAACCACCGUGACACAGUUUUUAUAGUGUCUGUAUAUUUGUGAUCCAAUGGUCUUGUAAAGGUUUUUACUGAAAAUUACCAUUAGCCAGUCUUUCUUACUGACAAUAAAUUAUUAAUAAAAUACUUUAGCUUUGCUCUGUGUAUCUCUAUUAUAUAAUAUACCAUUGACAAAGCAUUCAGUGCAGCAUUUUUUAAGUCUGUAUAUGUUUUGUACUGUAUUAAGUUACUUGCUCCAAGCAACUCGUUUUCCUCUCCUCCAAAAUCAGCCUGCAGCUGUGUUAGAGAUGCUCACGAGAUGGCAGUGUGUGUCUGCUUAAUGGUGUUUUUAAAAGUAAUCGGGCCAGUCUGAAUAAAGAUUGAUGGGUAUCAAACUGCA